AUGCCGCUCCUUGGCUUCGCCCACCCAAUCAUGAUCCUCUGUCUGCUUGGUCCUCUCGCCGGCCGCGAGCUGAUCUCCCUGGAGAAGCGGUUCCUUCCCUAUGCAGGCCUGGUGUCGUCGUUUCUCGGCCCUGUCCCAUCCGAGCCAACCCUGACGCUUCCCGGCUCUUCUGGAAACCAUGCCUCCUGCUCCUCUUUGACAAUUGAUAACAACCGGUGUGCCUCCAAGCUACUCUCCGAGCCCCAACCUAGAUCCGCAUCCACCCUGCCGUGGUCCUGCAGAUACAAAUUCUACAUCGGCCCCCUUGAACAUUGCUUGAUGGGAACCAUGAGCCUGCAUCAAUUCUCCAGGACAAGCUUGAGGAAGACUCUUCUGUUUGGCACCGUUGUCCUUGCCAUUGUCAAAGGAGAGUCUGGACGACUGCCCAUUGACUCUCUCCUGCCCAAACCUCUUUGUGUUUCAUUGACCAACUGGCACCAGGCCUUCCUAGGCUCUUACCGUCUCUGA
Messenger RNA from Puccinia triticina, 507 nucleotides. RefSeq lists its product as uncharacterized. NCBI's taxonomy places the organism in Eukaryota, Fungi, Basidiomycota, Pucciniomycetes, Pucciniales, Pucciniaceae. The transcript is spliced from 2 exons. The coding region runs from base 1 to 507 and encodes 168 amino acids. The record is from RefSeq and is a predicted model, not a curated record.